Molecule: messenger RNA, 1644 nt
Organism: Scatophagus argus
Lineage: Eukaryota; Metazoa; Chordata; Actinopteri; Scatophagidae
Gene: naif1
Product: nuclear apoptosis inducing factor 1
Exons: 3
Coding region: 144-1190 (348 amino acids)
Cellular component (GO): nucleus
Source: RefSeq, a predicted model, not a curated record
CGCCCAGCUAACGUAAGCGUUGUUAGUAGGAAGAAGAAGCCGAUUCUGGAAGCCAUUACGUUGCGCACAUCAAUUGAGUAAAUCCUACUAUUUUUGCGUACAAUACGCACAAUUAUCUCUCCAAAAGAGGAAUUUCUUCAAUUAUGGCAUCGGUCGCGAAAAAGAGAAAAAUGAAUUUCUCGGAGAGAGAGGUGGAAAUUAUUGUAGAAGAAAUAGAGAAACAAAAGCAUACACUGGUUAACCACUUCAAUGCUGGAGUCACCCACAUGGCAAAGAAUAACGCAUGGGUGGAUAUCCUGAAAAAGGUGAACGCUGUCACCACCUGUCCCAGAGAGUUGCCCGAGGUGAAAAAGAAGUGGUCUGACAUGAAGACGGAGGUUCGGCGGAAAGUGGCCCAGGCGCGAGCUGCUAUAGAGGGAACCUCCGCUGACUGCACUCCAGUUCCCGUCAUCCUCACUGCUAUGCAGCAGAGGAUCUGUAACCUCCUGGGUGAGGCCACCAUCAUCAGCUUACCUGCAGGAGACUCGGAUGCUGAGAUAACUUUACCUGUGACAGUGAACACUGCCACCACGGUCACACUAGCAGAAACUCUUCCAGCUGGGUCAGAUACAGUCUGUGAUGAAGCAAAGCCACUUAAUGCCGAAACAGCUUACCACACUUUAGAGGAUGGAGGCGUGGUGGAGUACUGCACCACCACAGUAAGUGAUUCCGCUCCCACUGUUGUGACAGCUGUUGAAGCUCCGGUGGAGAUGCUGGCCUCGUCCUCAGCAUCCCCGCCUCCACCUCAGGGUCAGGCCAAACCUCAGGAGCUGAAGAGUCGCAUCGCCCUCAACUCGGCGCGUCUGCUGCAGGAGCAGAGAGUCACCAAUGUUCACAUUCGACAGAUCGCUCAGCACCUGGAGGGCCAGAAUGAGCUGCUGCAGAUGAUGAGGCGCUCCCAGGAGGCCCAGGCAUUUGCCCAGGAACGACAGGCUCAGGCUCUGGAAGGUACCCAGGCUGCACUGCUUGCAUUAGUGCAGAUGCUCAGGCCUGCUCUCAAAGACCUGCGCAAAUUCCUGCAGAGUGGGACUGAAGUUGCUAAUCCCAGCAGCUCAGCAGCAGGAGUGACAGCAGAUGGCAUCAUAACAGAGGAGCAGAGCAGGCCCAGAACACCUCCACCUCUGCCACAGCAAGCUGAAGAGACACAGUAGACAAUGUGUGUGUGUGUGUGUGUGUGUGUGUAUAUGGCUUUGCCUCGUGUCUGCAUUGCACAGAGAGGAGUCCAUGCACAGAGACUUCAGAGAACAAUGAUUUUGUCAAAAGUUGCCUUAGGGAGAGCAUGUACAGAAUUUUACAUAUGUUUUAUGAUUUGACACGGAAGCUAUGAAAAGGUUGAGAGCAUUAUUUUUACUGUCAUUAAGUAUUAGUGAGAUUGUUAUUUAAUAUGUUGGAUUUGAUAUUGAAAUUAUGUUUUUAAUGUUCAGAGGCCAUAGGCCAUCACCCUGAUGUGGGAUGAAUUCAUUCUCAGUUUCUUCCAAGUCAUCCUGUAAUUUAGCCUGGAUGAAGGUUAAAAAGUCCAGAGUGAGAAUAUGACAUCAGAGUCAGCUGGGGUCAGCAGUUAUUGUGCACCACAUCUGAACUGAAUAAAAUGUGAGGAAAAAAACA